UCCUUCAGACCGGGGUACUUCGGCCGUGCGCUACGAUGCCGCGCGAUAUUAUUACAUUGCAACUAGGACAAUGUGGAAAUCAAAUCGGAAUGGAGUUUUGGAAGCAGCUGUGUGCUGAACAUGGAAUCAGUCCUGAAGGUACACUUGAAGAAUUCGCAACAAGUGACGCUGAUCGCAAAGAUGUCUUUUUCUACCAAGCAGAUGAUGCUCAUUAUAUUCCUCGUGCUGUGUUAUUGGACUUGGAACCACGUGUAAUCAAUACUAUAUUAUCUUCACCUUAUGCUCGACUUUACAAUCCAGAAAAUGUAUAUUUAUCUAAACAUGGAGGUGGUGCCGGUAAUAAUUGGGCAGCUGGAUAUACACAAGGUGAAAAACUGGAGGAAGAAGUGUUUGAUAUUAUUGAUCGUGAAGCCGAAGGGAGUGAUAGCUUAGAGGGCUUCGUAAUGACUCAUUCUAUCGCUGGAGGAACAGGGUCUGGGAUGGGUUCAUUUAUUCUUGAACGUCUUAAUUCACACUUCCCAAAAAAACUUAUUCAAACGUAUUCAGUAUUCCCAAAUUUAGAAGAAACUAGUGAUGUUGUUGUUCAACCUUAUAACAGUUUGUUAACACUAAAACGUCUCACUUUGAAUGCUGAUUGUGUGGUUGUUCUAGAUAAUACCGCUCUGCAUCGUAUAGCUACUGAUCGUUUACAUAUUGAGAAUCCAUCAUUUGCGCAAAUCAAUCAGCUGGUCUCCAAAGUGAUGUCUGCAAGUACAGCUACACUUCGUUAUCCAAGCUAUAUGAAUAAUGAUUUAAUUGGUUUAAUAGCUCCACUAACUCCAACUCCACGAUUGCAUUUCUUAAUGACUGGUUAUACCCCAUUAACAACAGAUACUGAAGUUCCAACUAUUCGACGGACAACUGUAUUCGAUGUCAUGAGACGUUUAUUACAGCCAAAAAAUAUGAUGGUCUCCACCCCAACACAGCGCGGUGUCAGUCAUUGUUAUGUUUCUAUACUAAAUAUAAUCCAAGGAGAAGUCGAUCCUACUGAAGUACAUAAAUCACUACAGAGGAUUCGAGAACGCCGUAUGGCUCAGUUUAUACCUUGGGGUCCAGCUAGUAUUCAAGUCGCUCUGUCUAGGCGAUCUCCAUAUGUUCAGACACCACAUCGUGUUAGUGGUCUUUUACUUGCAAAUCAUACAAGCAUAUCAACUCUUUUUCUACGUACCUUAGCUCAGUAUGAUAAAUUACGUACUCGUGGUGCUUUUAUUGAACAAUUUCGUAAGGAAGAUGUAUUUCGUGAUGAUCCAGAAUUAAAAGAAUUUUCUGACAGUAGACAAGUUGUUCAUAAUUUAAUUGAAGAGCAUAGUGCAGCAACUCGAUCUGAUUAUAUUCAUUGGGGUGCUCAACGUGCUGCCGCAGUAGCUGCAACACAAGCAGCGGCCGCGGCAGCCGCCAAUUCAAAUUCUUGAAUUUCUUAUGAGAUAUUUUUCGUACAUCAAUGUUUUUUUUUGGUAUAAACUAUUCAGUUACAAAAACUACAUUUUGUACUUUUCAAAUGUUUGUCUGAACAUUUUUUUUUUAGUAAGAUUGCCUUUUUUAAGAAACGUUUAGUUUUUUUCAUCUGGUUUUUUUUUUUAUUAAAAACAGAGCACUUCAUUCUGAGCAUUUGUAAACAUAUCAGUAUUCACAUGUUGUUGUGAAGACAUAGAUGUCCAUACCUGUUAACAAUGCAUCAAUUAAACUGUUUGAUAUUUCUACAUGCUUUUUCCUUUAAAAUAGUAAGCAGCUUCAGUGUUAAGGUUCUUUUCUUCGAUAUUGUUUGUGGGAUCUACAAUUGAUUGUGUAAUGUUGAGGGGUGAAAUCUUCUUGACACUGUUUUUAGUUGAUUAACUUUAAUAUGAUGUAAAUGGAUGAAAACUACCUUUGUUAGUGCCCUGAGUUUAGUCGUCUUAGAUGUUCAUGAUCUCUAGAAAUGUUUUAAUUAUCUAAAAAUAGGGUGAAUAGUUACUUACUGUUGAGUAUGCACAAUUGUUACGAUUCUACUUAAUUCCCCUGUCAUUAAAAACCAUGUUGCUGAACUACUGUGUUCAGUGCGACAAAACAAUCUCAGUUGUUUGAUACAAGUAGAAAUGCUUCUCGAAAA
Schistosoma spindalis is the source of this 2125-nucleotide messenger RNA. NCBI's taxonomy places the organism in Eukaryota, Metazoa, Platyhelminthes, Trematoda, Strigeidida, Schistosomatidae. The record is from the annotation of a GenBank genome assembly.